UACAUUUUCACUCCUUCCCAACUCGACUUCCUCUGCCCCACAAGGGCAGGCACACUGGUUGCUCGGCUCCAGGCAACAGAUGCUGACGCCGGUCUGAACGGUGAGGUGAGCUAUGCCCUGAAACUGGACCGGUCGCCUGGUCUGGCCAGCCUCUUCUUUCUGGACGAGCGAACUGGUGAGAUACGCUUGAAGCGCGACCUAGUCGAUCCGUCGGUCGAACAUUCGAACCGGCAGACUGAAACGUCGUCGUCAGGCGAGCCCAUGACCCCAACCAAUUCGGUCGUCGGCAACACAAACAAGACGACCAGCGUCGUUAGGCUCAGCCUCACUCCCGUCGGCAAGUCGGUCGUUCUGUCAGACGACGGAGAUUCAGGCACGGGAUCGGUCCAAUCGGAGCGCCCCAAACGUCAUGCCUUGUGGAGCAACUUGAGUACCCAACAUGACGUACAUGAGACUGGCUGGUCGAGUUAUCCCCAGCCUGUUGGUGUGCAGCGGUACGCGGAUUCCAGACGGCCGGUGCGCAAAGAAUCAGAAUCAGAAGACAGCCCAAGUGUUCCUAGGACGAGCAGAACAACUACAAGACAUAAAAAAGCUGUUCGCGACCUUGAAAAGGGGGACUGGCAGCAGCAGCAACAACAAAAACAACAACAACAAACAGAGGAAUCACAGGUUUAUCUACCUCUUCGGUUUGUCUACAACAUCAUUGUCAUGGUGAGUUAA
Protopolystoma xenopodis is the source of this 720-nucleotide messenger RNA. NCBI's taxonomy places the organism in Eukaryota, Metazoa, Platyhelminthes, Monogenea, Polystomatidea, Polystomatidae. The record is from the annotation of a GenBank genome assembly.